AUGUCCGCCGCUACUGAAGUUCAGGCGCUUCUUCGCUUUUUGACCAAACAUGCUCAUAUCCCUCUGGCCGAGGCGAUGCCCAGGAUCAACAUGUUGCGAAAACAGCAGCUGAAUACACCGGAGGCCCUCUCCAAGGCUGGCGAGGCCGAGCUAAAAUCAGUGUUUGCUGAUGAAAAAGUAUUGAGACAGGUCGUCAACGCGGCAAAGCGCGUUUCCAAUCCAAGAAAGCGCACAUCCACUGCAUCGAGUUCUCCCGCCUCAAAACGACUGAGAGCAGAUCCCGCAGCCUUUGAUGAUGAGGCCAUUCUAUCCCUUCCCACGACAGAGCUUUCGUCUGACGAGCUCACCAACAUCACGAUUGAAACGAACCGAGCACCUCUCUUCCUCGCCUUCACGGUUGCGGUCCUUGCUUACACUCAUCCUGAACAGCCGCUGUCGAGCAGGUGGAGCCUUGCGCAAGCCGUAGUUAGCGCUGGUGCCCAAAGUAAGGCCAAAUAUCUCGGAAUAACGAAUGGGCCUACCGCCGAGGAAGAUGGUUGGGCAGAGGGUCAGCCGAAGGUGAAGAUAAUGGGUCGAGAGGUGCCCGUCAUGCGAAGACACGUGGUGAACAAAGCAGACGACGACCAAACUGUGCCGGCCACCGCACUUUGGGGCCUAGAUCUUGAAGCACUCCGCCGAUCAAAUGGGCCACUGAUCGCAGGUAAGGAAGGAAGUGGACAAGCUGGCCCGCCUAUCCACAGACCCGACGCACCACGAAACUACUUGCUCAAAUCGAUGAUUGUGAUCAAUGCGAGUGAGGAGGCUGGAACAGUCCAAGGAAACACCAGUGAUACUCCGAAAAAGGCGAAAUCCAAAGACUUGGGCACAAAGAAGGAAGAAGCUGCUGCAAUGGUGCUCAAAGCAAUCGACAUUGUGUGCCAGAGCUGGCAGGCCUCUCUCAGCAAGGAAGAUCUGGAUCGUAGAGCUCAAACAUGGUAUGCACGUGUUAGGCCAGACGUGGCUCAGGGUCAGGCUGGCUGGGGCCAGAGAGGGCAGGUGCGUCUCGAGGACAUUUUGAAACUCCAGAAAGGAUAA
Molecule: messenger RNA, 1074 nt
Organism: Capronia epimyces CBS 606.96
Lineage: Eukaryota; Fungi; Ascomycota; Eurotiomycetes; Chaetothyriales; Herpotrichiellaceae
Exons: 1
Coding region: 1-1074 (357 amino acids)
Source: RefSeq, a predicted model, not a curated record